Messenger RNA from Punica granatum (pomegranate), 929 nucleotides. Lineage: Eukaryota; Viridiplantae; Streptophyta; Magnoliopsida; Myrtales; Lythraceae. The record is from RefSeq and is a predicted model, not a curated record.
ACGAAAGUCUGACAAUCCAACGGCCAAGAUUUCCUGAUAUCUUUGACUCCGAUAAGACUGGAGAAGAAAGACCCACCAUCCCCUUCUUCCUCUUCGGCGACCCAAGCAGAGGCACCAUCCCGGAAGCCGAUUAUUCCCCUGACAUCCCGCCAUGAUCACUGCUUGUCUGCAACCACCUUCGUGGAAGAUCCCCGCCAUUGCCGUCCCUUCAGCUUCUUCCCCUUCCUCCCUCUCUUUCCUGCUGAACCCACCAUCGAACCGGUUCCGAGAACCCAGAGAGCUCAGUUUCUUCGGGGGUUUCAGAUACCCGCCGGGAGGAGGAAGAAGAAGAGGGGGGGGAGGAGGUGUUGUGCGCAAUUCGCUGUUUCCUGUGGACCCGUGGGCCCCCAACAUUGAUUCGGAGAGCAUAGCUUCGCAGCUCUUCGCCUUCUCCCUGUUCCCUUACCUGGGCUUCCUCUACUUCAUCACCAAGUCCAAGUCUGCCCCGAAGCUCACCCUCUUCGGCUUCUACUUUUUGCUCGCCUUUGUCGGAGCCACCAUCCCAGCUGGAAUUUACGCAAAAGUGCAGUAUGGUACUUCUCUUUCGAAUGUGGACUGGUUACACGGUGGAGCCGAGUCGCUACUUACACUGACCAACUUAUUCAUCGUCUUGGGCCUGAGAGGAGCAAUCAGAAGAGCCCAAGCAACGAAAAAGAGCACAUCCGAUGCGACUAAUAAGGUUUUAACUGAGGAGCAGUCUUCUGUUUAGUUCUGCAAUUUAUUGUGUUUUCUGAAUCCUGGUCAUUCUUGUAGCUAUUCAUGCUAGGAUCCUUGUAAAUUCUGAGAUAGAGAUGUUGUAGACUGCCGUAUAAAUUCUCGCACUCUCCAGACAAUUUGCGAGGUAUAUAUAGUGUUUGCCCAUUUAUAAUAGCUGCGACCAGUUCUGUUUC